CAGUGUGUAUAUAUAUAAGUGGAAGCUAGGGAACCAUAAAACAAAAAAAAAUACAAGAAAUAAAAGAAAGUAAACGAUGAGAGGUAGCAACCACUUGAUCGGUUUGUUAAACUUCUUGACUUUUUUGCUGUCAGUUCCAAUCCUUGUGUGUGGGAUAUGGCUGAGCACCAGAGCUAACAACACAGAAUGCCUCAAGUUCCUUCAGUGGCCGUUAAUCGUCAUAGGAAUCAGCGUCAUGGUUACAUCCUUAGCCGGUUUGGUCGGAGCCUGUUACCGGAACAGCUUCCUCAUGAGCCUCUACCUCGUUGUCAUGCUCUUCAUACUCUUGGUCCUCGUUGGCUUCAUCGUCUUUGCAUAUGCUGUCACAGCCAAGGGUUCCGGGAGGGAGACACUGAACCGCGCUUACUUGGAGUAUUACCUGCAGGACUACGAUGGUUGGUUGAAGAAACGCGUGGAAAGUGAUGGCUAUUGGAGAAAGAUAAGGUCUUGUGUUAGGGACUCUAGGGUUUGUGGGAAGAUUGGGAGAACCGUUGAUGGGGUGCCUGAAACUGCUGAUAUGUUCUACCUCAGGAAGCUCUCUCCUAUUCAGUCUGGAUGCUGCAAGCCCCAGAGAGAGUGUGGGUAUGUGUAUGAGAACGAGACGGUGUGGAGGCCAAGAGAAGGAGUGGUGGUGGGAAGCAACCCAGACUGCACUAGGUGGAGCAAUGACCAACACUUGCUUUGCUAUGACUGUGACUCAUGCAAGGCUGGUGUAUUGGCUACUCUAAAGAAAAGUUGGAGGAAGGUUUCCGUCAUUAAUAUUCCUGUCUUGGUAACCCUUGUGGUUCUUUACAUCAUUGCUUAUGCUGCGUAUAAGAACAACCGCAGGAUAAAUAACUGCGAACCAUGUGGUCAAACAAGGAUGACAACAUUACAACCUAAGUAGCAGAUAUCAUUCAUAUUCAUUUCUAGCCAGCUGCAGCAACUGUUUAAUUAGGAAUACAAAUUAAGGGUGUUAUUCGUAUCCUCUUAUUUAUGUCCCUAUGUUUCUAGCUUUCGUGCUUUAUAUGUCAUUAAUGAUGUAUGCAGGAGUUUAACAAAAGGUGUAUUUUUUUUUUUUUUAACAUUUGACAGUCAAUUUUAAAUUAUCAUUAAAAUUAGAUAAA
Glycine soja is the source of this 1145-nucleotide messenger RNA. Its product is annotated as tetraspanin-3-like. The transcript is spliced from 2 exons. Lineage: Eukaryota; Viridiplantae; Streptophyta; Magnoliopsida; Fabales; Fabaceae. The coding region runs from base 77 to 925 and encodes 282 amino acids. The record is from RefSeq and is a predicted model, not a curated record. Gene Ontology annotation, cellular component: plasmodesma; plasma membrane. Gene Ontology annotation, biological process: auxin-activated signaling pathway.